GUUAAUUAACACAACGCGCGCAAAACUUGAAGCGUAGUGACUGGUAUCUAGAUAAGACUAUUUAGCGCAGUUCAUUUCUAAUGAAUGCUGAAAAUGUCUUCUGUGACAAAAUAUCGUUCAAAAUCUUUCCCGGACUUGUCUGCUUUGGGAGAUUAACCAGUGAUCAUCACGUGCUUGCGUUUGUUACUUCCUCAGAUAAAGUUUACAUUUAUAAUCCAAAAUUUUACCAUUCUUCUGAAGGUAUCACUAAAAUCUUAUCCCAAGAUUUUAUUAAAUGUAGUAAUAUUCAUUCAAUAUGUGCAAUUCAUACAGGCAAAUUUGAGCAUAUUUCAAAUCAAAAUGAUCUAUUAAUAAUUGGAUCGAAAUAUGGUAUUCUAAUCUAUGAUUCAAUAAAUAAUGUGGAUAUAUUUUGGAAAGAAUUAAAAAAUAAUGGUGUAAACACAAUUUUUUACAAACAUUUCGAUGAACAGUAUAAAUAUUAUAAAGAUACUGAUAUUAUAUUUAUUGGGGGUCAUUGUUCAUUGAUUGGAUUGAAUUAUUCAGCCAAAGAAUUAUUUUGGACUGUAACUAGUGAUAGAAUAUCUGCAAUAACUUGUUUAUCUUAUGAGAACGAUGAAGAAUAUCUCAAUGAUAUUGUUGUUGGCUCUGAAGAUUAUACAAUACGUAUAUUUCGUAAUGAAUUAAUUAUUCAUGAAAUAUCAGAAACAGAUGCAGUAAUAAAACUUAUUUCACUUGGUGAUGAGUAUUUUGGUUAUGGUUUGCGAAAUGGUACUAUCGGUGUAUAUAAUGGAGUGAAUCGUGUAUGGCGUAUUAAAUCAAAAAACAAACCUAUCUGCUUUGUCAGUCAUGAUAUAAAUUAUGAUGGAUAUCCAGAACUAAUUUGUGGGUGGAACAAUGGAAAAGUAGAUGCUCGUUUGCGUUCUAAUGGAGUAAUUGUAUUUAAAAUUCAACUAGAUGAUUGUGUCGCUGGUAUGACAGUGGGUGAUUACUAUGGUUUUACCAAUAUAUUGCUUAUUUGUACCACUGAAGGUGACAUACGCUGUUAUUCUGUAAGCCAUUCAAAGAAUUACUUGAAUUCAGAAUCAUCUGAAGAUACUUUACGUCAUUUAAUCACUAAAAGACAAAAUUUACUAUUGGAGAUUCAAAGUAUUGAUCAAAAUAGCAAUUUAUCCCAAUGGAGUAAAACUGAAAUUCGUCAAGGAAACCUUAAUAUCAUUAAAGCUAAUACAGAAUUACAGACUAAACUGGAAAUUUCUCCUGAUAAACCAUGUGUUAAUCUGACAAUUCAAACAAAUGAUGGUACACUUUUAAGAUGUGUUGUAUUAUUUGCUGAAGGUAUUUUCAAAGACGAAAGUCAUGUUUUACAUCCUCCAGAGAACGUUUCUUAUACUUCCACAUUUUCAAUCGAAUUAUAUCCAACAAGAGAUAUAGCAACUGAUGUAUUCAUCAAAGCAUAUGCAAUACCGAUAAACAAAUGUUCAGACCAAAACUCCUACUACUUGUUGGCUAGCACGCAACUGUUGCCGCAGUUUUGCCUCUAUCGAUUACUCAGUCAAAGUCCCAAAUUAGACUUUCAUGCUGAUUUAGAUAGUUUGCGAUCAGGAGUCUUCUUUAUAGUGCAUGAACGACCUCAAAGGCUUGCUAUUUGGUUAAAUCAAAAUUUUAUUCUGGGAUCAGAAAUUAUAGUCAAUGAACAAUCUUCAUUAUUUGUUGUUUUUGAAGAAUUACGCUCAGCUAAUAGAUGGAUUUCAGCAAUAAAUAAAAAUUUGAAUGAAAUAUUAAAUAAUUUCAUUGUUCAGCAACAGAAUUCAAAACGUUUAUUAUACAUAACUAUGACAAAUAAAGGUGAAAUUACAAUAAAAACUGAAAAUUUAGAAUUAGCUGCAAACUUAGUUCAAUCAAUCAGUCGACAUUUCAAUAUAACAGAACUUUCAAGCACAUGUGAUUUUCCAGAACUAUUUAAUACAUUAGAAGAACUAAUUGAAAUGUCUAAUGCUUAUUCUUUAACUCAACAACAAAUUUUGAUGGAUAUGACAAUUAAAUCAGAUGAUAUCAAAAGAUUAGUUGUCAAAGCAGAAGAUUAUCGAUUAGCCGGCAAUUGGAAAUCUUUGAAAAAAACAAUCCAGUUAUUGUCAAUCGCAAAUCAUGACCUUAUGUCGAAUUAUUAUUCACGGACUACUAAUUAUGAAGUUUCAAUGGAUUGCUUGAAAUAUAUUAACCAAAUCACUGAACAUGUUAGUUCAUUAAGAGUUGGAAAGUUUAAGACAAAUGUAAUAACCAUGUGUCAUAACGCAUUGAAAGAAAACAAUAUUGGAGCAUUGAAGAAAAUUUUUCGAACUGGUUCGAACUAAAAUUUUAAUUCUUCAUUUACAUGUGUAUAGUGUGAAUCGUUCGUUUAAAUAAUAAAGUUCAUUGUCUUCUG
Molecule: messenger RNA, 2422 nt
Organism: Schistosoma guineensis
Lineage: Eukaryota; Metazoa; Platyhelminthes; Trematoda; Strigeidida; Schistosomatidae
Source: the annotation of a GenBank genome assembly